Molecule: messenger RNA, 213 nt
Organism: Sphaeroforma arctica JP610
Lineage: Eukaryota; Ichthyosporea; Ichthyophonida
Exons: 1
Source: RefSeq, a predicted model, not a curated record
GGCAUGGGAGGGCAAAUUGAAUCCUAUUUUGGAAUGUGGGUUAAUCCCGAUUUAGAAAGUGGACACAGUAAGGCCCAUCCCACGUGUUCGACAUAUGGAAGUCCGCGGCUAUCCAAAAUGGAGGAUUAUAAGAUAGAUUACUGCGAGGUCUGGCGUGUGGGUCCCAUACCAGAGCGAGAGGAAGUAAGGAAAGGAGCUGGUGCAUUGGCGGAU